AUGCCUAUGUUAUUCAUUCGCGCGUUGCAGAUACUUUGCGUAGCUGUGAGCUUAGCUUUCGUUCGGGCCAGUCCUUUGGAGCCUCGACAAUGCGCGGCCACACUCGACCUUGCCUCUGUUGUUGCUCACCGCCUUCAGGAUCAUUACUAUAAUCCAAGCUCAGGCGGAUACAAUGGGGGUUCUUUGUGGACCGAUGCUAACACCUUCGAAGACCUUCAUAACCUCAUGCUUGCGAGUGGGUCGAACGACUUCUCCUCCAUUGCGGAUGGCACCUUCCUUGGAAGGGCUGCUCUCAACCCAUCCACCAAUUGGAACAACUUCAUCGGAGGUAGCUUUGAUGACGCGCAGUGGUUUAUCCUUGCAUUAUGGAAGAUCGCCGAUUUCAAGGGUGCUCGGGGACUCGACAACAGCGCUUACCUGACAUCGGCAGCUAAGAUAUACGACAUCAUCGCCAAUCAGUGGGAUGACCAUUGCGGCGGCGGCGUGUGGUGGUCAUCGGCGCGCACCUACAAGAACGCGAUCACAAAUGAACUAUUCUUACUCACAUCAGCAUCAGGAUUUCUCAGAAACAGGCAGUUGACCAACUACCUCGAUAAUGCCAAAAGGGUCUGGAACUGGUUGAAAAAUUCCGGUAUGCGCAAUGCAGAUGGCCUCUUUAACGACGGUAUAGACUUCAACACUUGUGCAAACAAUGGGCAGACGACAUGGACCUACAACCAAGGAGUCAUCGCUUCAGGUCUGGGCGCGUUAUUCGCGGCAACUGGAGACAGAACCCUACUGGACGAAGCAGAAAUUACGCUGGAUGCGACGAUACGUCAUCUUUCGACAAAUAACAUCCUGAGGGAGUCCUGCGACAACGCGGCCUCGGGUGGUCCAGUCUGCAAUCAAGACCAGGGCAUCUGGACGAAGCAUCUGCAAUACUACCUGGACACUGCUAAUGAUGCCGGUCGAACGGCCAAAUACGCUGCAUUUUUGGGAUCUCAGAGCUCCGGCGUCCUUCACUUUGGGACCAGUGCGAGCAAGGAUGUUGGCUCCGUGUGGUAUGCGCCUGACCAGGGAGGUUCCAUAUUCACGCCAAAGACAUCAGCGAGUGGACUCGCCGCACAUGUCGCCGCUGCCAAGUAUGCUCCUUGUUAG
This is a messenger RNA of Pleurotus ostreatus (oyster mushroom), 1137 nucleotides long. Its product is annotated as hydrolase 76 protein. Gene Ontology annotation, biological process: carbohydrate metabolic process. Bases 1 to 1137 code for a protein of 378 amino acids. The record is from RefSeq and is a predicted model, not a curated record. Lineage: Eukaryota; Fungi; Basidiomycota; Agaricomycetes; Agaricales; Pleurotaceae. The transcript is spliced from 12 exons.